AUGAGCUGGAUGGCCAUGGCCAAUGUGCUCUCGCUGGACCCCCGAGCCUACAAGGGUUCCCGACAGGCACACGACAAGUUUCAAGGUUUCAACGCCACAGGCCGCAUGAUGCAGCUGGCGGGGCAGUUUGCGCAGCGGCCCUACUUGAUAGUAGGCACAGUUGAGACGCGUCUCAGACGGACAGGCACCUCCGAGCUUGGCCCGUACUUCCUGUUGCACGCCCAGGCUAACGACUCCGGAGUCGAUCACGGCAUCGACCUCACAGUCACGCAGCCAGACCACAACGUGGUGGCAGCAUGCUUAUUUUUCCCACCAUCCAGCUUCGUGCCAACGGCACCGAGGCCCUACAAGGUGCAGCGCGAUCCUGACAUGUACAAGGAUCCAGUGUCCGCCAGGAUGGCAGCAUGGCUGCCGCACAUGAGGAAGCAGCAGAUAGAUGGCUUCGCCACUUUGCGGCAGAAGAAGUGGGCCACUCUGCACUUUGUGGACACGCUUAUUUUCGCGGGCCUCCUCUACAACGCAGGUACAUGGCCCGAGCUCACGGAAGCUCAGCACGCGCACAUCCAGCACCUGAUCAUCAACAAAUAUCGUCAGGUUCUGAGGGCCCCUCAGAAGGACUCCGAAGCCGACACCGACAGUCAGAGCAUCUAUGCAGAUGCUGACAACGACGAGCAGCCAUUCGACGAGAGCGCGUUGUGCGCCGACCUAUGCAAGUUUUAUCUGCCAGAGAUAGAGCAGCUGGCACGCAUAGCGGCCAAUCGCUCCGAGGCGCUGCGCAGGCGCCAGGGCAGGAGGGCCGCGGCCCACAGGCUGCUGGCGGAGACUGGCGGCGAGGACGGGAACGAGCCGGGAGGGCCCAGCAAGGACCCCGCCUUCGACGACGAUCCGCUCACGUUGGAGACGAAUUGUACACGGUGCUGGCACAACGGCCGCGAGGUCGACGUCGGGGCCGAGCUGGAUUCUCUCCUCGUCGGAGCUGUCGAAACGCAAGGGGGUGCGGUGUACAGCUACACGCUCGUAGACACUGCGGUUUUGGCGCGCUUGCUCACAUGCGAGGCGUGGAAGUUGUCUGGCCUAGGGGAGCUGGUCGGCGAUGGCAUGAAUGUGCUGAAGUCAGCUUCAAAAGCGGAGCUCGCGACCUCGGGCGGGAGGGGGAACGACAUCGACCAUUACAUCCAAGAGCUGGAACAGGAGGCGAGGGAUCUCAGGUCGGCCGCGCUCAACCAGCUCAAGCAGAAUGAAGCAACGGACUGGAGCAUAGACGCACAAGUUGCGAUGUUCCAGGUGCAGGAGUGCUCGAAGUCAACGGAGCGGGAGUCGUGCCACGCGGCGGGCGAGAUGUCUCUCAUGGCGGCCAUCCUGAAUCGGAUGCUCAGCGCCGAGCAGGCUUUCCCCGAGAGCGGCAAGGACGGCCCCGGGCACGGGCGGCCCGCCUCUCCGGCGGCGGGAGGGGCGCAGGCUAGCGCGGGCAGCCGUCGAUUUAGCUUCGCGCCCCCCCAGCGCUUGGCGACGUUCGCGAUCGUCGCGAAGGCCCUCAAGGGGGCCCUUGUCAAUUUCGGCUCGAGUCGCGCGCCGAGCCCCCCCGGGCCCGGCAACGCCGGCCUUGGCCGCUGGAAGCGGGAGCGCCGGUGGGUCGCCCCGGUCAGCUGGGCAGACUCGGGGCGCGGCGCGCCCGCGGGUCUGCGAACGCCGUCUAUCGCGCUCACCGCGGGGCGCUGGGCCGCGCCGCCGGGGUGCCGCGAGGUGGACUGGGCGGCGCGCGACGCGGUCAAGCCCCACAGCGACCCGGGUCUGAAGCAGAAUGGGGCGAAGCUCGAGCUGCCCGGCGGAGAAUUUCGGGGGGGCCUGGAGCGCUCGCCGGGGGUCGCGCUCGGCGCGAGCUCCAAGGCGGCGCGGGCGGCGGGGGGGGAGCUGCGCCCUGCGGCCCGGGCCGCAGAAGCGUUGCUCAAGCAGGCGAAGGCAGCCCCCGUCGCAGUGGAGUCGCUCGCGGGGCCCUGGGCCAGGAUCCUCGGCCCCCCGCUGGACGAAGUGCUCGACGAGUUCAUUGUGGCUGUCUCGCCCUCGGCGCCCCGCGGCGCGCGCCUGGGCUCCGAGCGGCGCGAGCGGGCGCCCGUGACUGACGCGGGCUAUCAGCGUUUUGGCACCGCGGCGAGCCGAGCUGACGUCGACGAGGCGAGGGCCCCAUGCGAAGGGGGGCGCGAGCUGGGGCGGUCGACGAGCUCGCGCGAGUCCCAUUCAGAAGCGGAGAAGCGGGAGAUGGAGGCGGAGACCCCGGCAUACCAGCACCUGGCGCUGGGAGAUCAGGGCCCCGGCGCGAAGGACCACGAGUUGGCGGACGAGGGCGCCGACCUAAUGGUGACAGCGGUGAGAGUGGUCAGUAAGUACCUGAAGCGGGGGGAAAAGGUCGGGUGGCGCUGGGCGAAGGUAGCCCGCCCGCACCCAGACGAGCUGCACGAGGGGCACGCGAGGUCGACGGCGCAGAUGGCGCCGCGGUGCGCGAAGCCAGGCGCGGCGCCCAGGACGGAGAGGCCGCUCUUACUGGGUCCGCGGAGUCUCUCGGCGGAGAAGGACGUUCCUGACUCGGCGGCGCGCGAGGACAUCCAGCACCUGGCGGCUGCCAGAACCCGGAGUCGCGACGAGCGCAAGAAUAUCGCUGAGCGCCGCGCGGCGCUCAUGGCGCUGCGUCGGCUGGCUCGGCGCAGGCGAAACUGGGGCGAUAAGGUCGCGAUCGAUGCCGACAGCCUGGUCACCCUGGGAGCGAGCCCCGCUGGCAUCGCGAGCCCCGCCGGCGUGGCAGACGUUCAAGAUGGCCCAAGAAGCGUCGCGGAGUACAGGAGGCAGUGGACCAUCGGCGCGCCGACGCUUGGCCAGAGCCACCUCGGCGCGCCUCGCAGCAUGAAUCGCACCGCGACCAUCGAGAUCGCAGCGAGAUACGGUGCGCUGGAGAUGUUCAAGGUGAAGUCUAGAAUAUCCGCCUUCAAAGGCAAGCUGGAGAAGGUGGCUGCGGACGUGGCGGCCGCCAAGCAGCGUGCUGAGCAGCUGGCAGAGGGGCGCAUGGAAGAGCUGCGUGUGGAGACAGUGGUCUGCAUACGGGACUACAUGGACGCAGAAAAAAAGACAGAGCAGCAGCUGUUCGAAGAGGCCACGAGGCUCACCGAGUCGCCGGCGGACCGUCCGGCGGGCGAGCGAAGACAGCAGCUGGGUCCUCGGGUGCCAGGCGAGGCCGAGAGCGCACGGCGCACCGCCAAGCGCACGUUGCGCGCCGUGGCGGGGACCAGGGGGUACUCCGAGCGGGGUGCCACCACCGCAGAGGUGGAGUCCGAGGAGCAGGAGCGCGCCGAGAAGGCCGAGAGGAGGGAUGCAUCCUCGGGGCACACGCAAGGCAGCGGUCCUGCGGCCUGCCGCGGCGGCUGCGGGGACCGGGCGGGCCGCGACGAGAGGACGCAGCCGCCCCGCACCGAGAAGCCGUCGGCACGGCGGGCGGCCUUCGUGGCGUCGUGCGGCGCGAGGUGCGGCGAUGGCUUCCAGAGGCGCCUUGCGGGAAGUCUCGGCAAGGAGAGAGGGGAGCGCGAGGCGAAUGGUGCGAGCGAUUCGCAAACGCUGCGGCUCAAGCGGGGGCUCAAGCCGACCAUGGCGGCCUUUGACAUCAUCGAGGGACGGCCAGCGGGCCACCCGCGCGGCAAGAGGUCUGCGCUGCACUCAGCUCAUAUGUCUGCCCUGGCCAUGGACCUCGUGGCGGCCGCGCCCGCUGGCCCUACGCUGCUGGGAAACCGCCAGUCCUACGCGACGGAGACCUCCAAGGGCACUGCGCCCACGGUGGUUGAACCCGCGGGCUGCUACGCUGUCGAGUGGGCCCGGGCAGCCAAACGAUUCGCCGAUCUGAACGCCCUGGUCUUCGACGGCGUUGGUGUCGAGCACUGUUUCACAUUCGAGGAGCUGGAGACGAACGCGAACCGUCUGGCAUGGAGCCUGGCCCGCAUGGGCAUCGGCAUGGGGGACCGGGUGGUCACCAUUGCUGAGAACCGCCCCGAGAUGGUGGUGUUGCUCCUGAGCUGCCUCAAGUUAGGCAUCACGUUCGUGCCGCUGGCCACAGACCUGCGCCCCCAGGACUGCAAGAACAUGGUGGCGCGCUACGAGCCGUCGCUCGUCAUCUCCGACCAGCCUCAAUUCGCGGCCAUCGAGCGCACGGGCGGGGGCGAGUACCUCACACUCUUGCUACCGCCGUUCGAGGGGCAGGGGAACCAGCUGAAGGAAAUGAUGGCCGAGGGCAGCGGUGAGCCGCUCCCCGCGCCAGAAGUGCCCGCCAGCGUACCCGCCAUUAUCUUCAGCACAUCGGGCUCCACGGCACUCCCCAAAGGUGUCAUGUACUCCCAUGCCGACCUGGCCGGCCUAGCCGCCUGGGGCGAGGCUAUCAUGGAUGCGAAGCAGGCACGCACGAAGCACCUCAUGUGGGUGUCGAUGCGGGGCGUCUGCGCCACAGUGAUGGUGCUGAAGCACCUGCUGCAGGGGGCCCUCACUGUCAUGGUGGACGCGUACCCCAGCGGGCCUUGCCUCUGGAGCGAGUUGAUCGACAAGCACGCCAUCAACUCGCACAUCUUGUUUGGGGCGGCGAUGAACCAGACGCUGCAGGAGCUCCCGACUCGCACGUUCGAGUCCGUCCGAACCAUCACCUACGGGGGCUCGUGCUUCGCCCCAACGCUCAUCCAGCGCAGCAUGGACCAGUUUCCAAACGCGUGCUUUGGUCAAAUCUAUGGGAUGACCGAGGUGCACCCCAUCAGCAUGCUGGGCUCUGAGUUCCACAGACGCGCGCACGACGCAUCUGUGCUCGACGUGCUGCGGAUGACCAGUGCGGGCAGGAUCGUGAUUCCUGGAAGCGUCUUCAUCGAGGACCUCGAGCGGCCGGGAUCGGGCUUGGCACCCGCCGUGGAGAAGAAUGGCGUUGGCCAGAUAUGCGCCCGGUCCACCGUGACGAUGAUGGGGUACUACGGGAAUCCGGAGAAGACGGCAGAGGCCAUGCCCGACGGCAAGUUCGUCCGGACGGGCGACAUCGGAAGGAUCGACGAGGACGGUUUCCUCUAUAUUGUCGGCCGCAUGAAGGACAUCAUUCCAGCAUACAGGGGUUUCAACGUGGCGCCCCGCGACCUGGAGGAGGUGCUCUACUCGCACCCGAGCGUCGGACAAGCGUCCGUGGUCGGCGUGUGGCACCCGUCGGGCGCGGGCGAGGCGGUGGUGGCGUGGGCGCGGGCGAAGGCUGGGGCCGUGCUGAGCGCGGACGAGCUGCGCGGGCACUUCCGCGAGUCGGGCCUGUCCUCCUGGCAGAUGCCCGACGCCAUCCACGUGUCCCGCAAGGCGCUCCCCACCACUGGCGGCAAGAUCGACGCCAAGGUUCUGCGCGCGGACGCCUUCCGGCGCGCGCAGCUCGCCGCCGAGCUGGCCGCGGCGGGCGCGCGCGCGGCGUCCGGCGCCUGGGACGAGCGCGGGGACGCCAGCGAGCGCGAGGCCCUGGCUGCGGAGCUCUGCGAGGCCAGCUCCGGGCGGCUCUGCCGGGACAAGAUGUCCUCCACCUUCGGGGAGGCAGCGUCGGCACUGGCGACGGGCGGGCGCGAGGCGCUGCUGGCGGCGCUCCGGGCCAUGUCUGGGGAGGAGUACGAGAGUUUCCAGCUGCACGCGCGGGCGUUGCUCGGGAGCUGGGCCGCGGGCAAGGUGGUGCUGGGCUGA
This is a messenger RNA of Prorocentrum cordatum, 5718 nucleotides long. The record is from the annotation of a GenBank genome assembly. Lineage: Eukaryota; Dinophyceae; Prorocentrales; Prorocentraceae.